Messenger RNA from Hemicordylus capensis (graceful crag lizard), 724 nucleotides. RefSeq names its product death associated protein like 1 (gene DAPL1). Gene Ontology annotation, biological process: apoptotic signaling pathway; cellular response to amino acid starvation; negative regulation of autophagy. Lineage: Eukaryota; Metazoa; Chordata; Lepidosauria; Squamata; Cordylidae. Gene Ontology annotation, molecular function: death domain binding. Bases 19 to 585 code for a protein of 188 amino acids. The transcript is spliced from 4 exons. The record is from RefSeq and is a predicted model, not a curated record.
CUCUUCCAAUAUCCGGCCAUGGGCCACUUACCCCCCUCCCCUCUGAAACGCUCAAAGUUUUGUAAACUUCUUCCCUCCGCGCAAGCCCGCCCCUUGCAUUGGCAGCGCCGCCCCUCUUCUGCGUUCUGCUGCCUCCUCCCCAUAAAGGAGCAAAACAACAGCUAUCGAGGAGUUGUUGUAGAGCCCGAUGCUUGUGGAAUCAGCGACUUCUUCCCACCAAAGGCUUUUCGCUCUCUCUGUGCAAGUAGCAUGGCAAAGCCAGGCUCUCCGUCUCCCGCGCCUCCCUCCCCGCUGAAAGGCGGGCGCUCCCCUGCAGUCAAAGCUGGCGGUAUGAGAGUUUCCAAGAAGCUAGAAAAUGCUCCUGUUGAAAGAAGUCCCAAAAUGCCUGGGAAAGAGAAGGCGAGCUCUGUUAAUAUCGCAAAAAUGCAAAGCAUGAGAGCCUUGCUGGCAGACACGUUAGAGAAACUUAGGCAUAAAUUUCCAGCAACAGCCUCACAUGUAGCACAUCAAAAGCCCCGGCCGACUCUGGAGAAGAUUAUACUGCCGAAAAGAAUGUGCAUUAUUCAACAGCCACGGAAAUGUUAAAGAUGUAGAGUAAAAUAUUCAUAUAUUAGACAGGCUUGCUCUUAACAAAACAGCACUUAGCUAAGCAAGCAGUAAAUGGACCAAAUGGCUUAGACAGUUUCUACUUUGUAUUUUUCUUGCAAUAAAAACUGUACAUUCA